Messenger RNA from Coturnix japonica (Japanese quail), 935 nucleotides. RefSeq names its product cortexin domain containing 1 (gene CTXND1). Lineage: Eukaryota; Metazoa; Chordata; Aves; Galliformes; Phasianidae. The record is from RefSeq and is a predicted model, not a curated record.
AACAGAUUUGUAACACCACAGCAUUCAGCUGCAAAUUCAACUGCGACUUACAGAACACAACAACUAGCACUAUAAACAGCAACAACGUGAGAGGAAGGCAUCCCCAGCCCCUUCGCCUUUAAAAUGCCAUGGAAGCAGCGGCUUUCAGCAGAACACCUUAUCUGCUCUCGAGAGCUGUGACUCUUCAUCCUUUCCUUAUGAAGACCCAGGGGAUUGCUUACUUAGCAUCCACCAGAGGCAAUGGAUAGGGUGAGCAGUCACUGCAGCCAGAAAAGCCCAGCACAGAGCAAAGGCAACUACCUCUGCACACAGAGACUUUGGAGCUGAAUUGAGCUGAACAGAGAACCCCUCCGGCUGGCAGAGCCAUGUGCGGCCGAGAAGAGCAGCCACUUUCACUCCGCUGAAAAGCAAUGCAAGCGCACCAGUGAUAAGAACUGCUUCCAGGUCUGGGUGGACGUGAACCUGAGCGGAGCCUGAAGGCGUUAAAGCCACGCUGACCGACAAAACUUUUUAAAUAUGACUACAGUGAGGAUUUCAGCUCCACGAUGCUGCCAUGCUGGGAUGUGACAGGCUUCUUACCCAGGUCUGGAAGGUGGUCAAUGAUGUUAGCAGCAAACAUAAACCCCGAUGAGGAGCAGCAUGAGCCAUGGAGGGACCCACCCCAGAGCCCGCAUACGUUGAUGUGGACAAGGGACUGACAUUAGCAUGCUUUGUCUUCCUCUGCCUUUUCUUGAUUGUGAUGAUAAUUCGCUGUGCAAAAGUCAUCAUGGACCCUUACAGUGCCAUCCCCACAUCCACAUGGGAAGAGCAGCACCUGGAUGACUGAAGAGGCUUGACCACACAGAGGCAUAAGAUGCUGCAAACUAGGAGGCCUCUGCCGAUCAUAAAGACAAGCAGAAACAGCCAUUUUCAGAUAUGCAGGAUGACAGCAAUAU